Messenger RNA from Puccinia triticina, 1836 nucleotides. RefSeq lists its product as uncharacterized. Gene Ontology annotation, biological process: regulation of GTPase activity; signal transduction. Gene Ontology annotation, cellular component: cytoplasm. The record is from RefSeq and is a predicted model, not a curated record. The coding region runs from base 1 to 1836 and encodes 611 amino acids. The transcript is spliced from 10 exons. Lineage: Eukaryota; Fungi; Basidiomycota; Pucciniomycetes; Pucciniales; Pucciniaceae.
AUGACGGAACUGAUUGCCCGCUACACCCUGCUCAUCCACCAAGCAGAGUCCUUCGCAUCCUUCUUCAAGAAGCGCUGCGAGAUCGAAGAGGACUACCACCUCCAGCUCAGCAGACUCCUCGCCCGCCAGCACGACGCCGACCGCAGACUGGAUUCAGAAUACCCAAGCACCACCCAGACCGCACGCGACGCCUGGCAGGAGAUGUGCGCCAACGUCGCACAGGAGGCCCACACCAGGAAGAGCUGGAUCAGGCUCAUCAGGCAGAACGUCAUCGAGCCCCUCGAGCGCUUCCGAUCCGCAAAGGAACGCACCCUCCACCGGAUCAGGGACGAGCUCCGGAGCAGCAUCAACGAACACAAGGAAUACCUGGCCACCGUCCAGCGCCUCAAGAAGAACUACGACCGGAAAUGCGACGAAGUAGCCCAGUUCCACGCCAUGUCCGAGGCCGUCGAAGUCCCCUCAACCCCACACACCCCACCCUCCGGCCGACCCUCAACCGACAACAACCCCACCACCACCACCCGCCAAGCCGUCAUCAUCUCCGGGGCCACCUCCAGCGCUCUCCGCGAUACCCUCACCCCUCCCCCCGCCAACCCAAUCCAAGCCAAGGGCACCGACGUCCUCCACGCCCUCCGAGCCAACACCAACAACCUCAUCCAACGGCUCAACUCGCGCAAGGACACCGCCAAGGGCACCGCCCAGGCCAUGAACCACAUCGACGACCUCAUCCGCCCCACCGCCCUGCGAGGCGUCAAGGUCAAGCGCGAGGCCGAGGAGGCCGACCGCGAGUACCGCAAGGGCAUCUUCCAUCUCGAAACCCUCCGUCUGCGCAAGGAACAGGUCAUCCGCGGCGCCAGGCGGGCCACCGAGGAGAUGGUCUACGAAACCUCCGCAGAAGCCAAAGAAUCCUUCUCCUACUACAACGACGAGACCCGGAUCCAAGCCGUCUCACUGAUCUCGAUUUGUGACCACGCCCAACACUUGGUGAUGAAAGUGAACCCAGAUGCAGACGUGCGCCAGUACACCGACUCGACGCUGGACGAGUACGAGGAGCCCCAAGUGCUGUACGAGAAUGCGUUUAUCGGGCCCUGUCGGAGCCUGCUGUUUGGGGUGGCAAUCAACGACUACUGUGCGAGCAAUCCCGGCAAGGGGGCCGUGCCGCUGAUCGUCAAGAUGUGCAUCGAGGAGAUCGACCGGAACGGGCUGAAGCAGGAGGGCAUCUAUCGCGUCUCGGGCAAGAUGCACAGCGUGAUCCAGCUGGUGCACGAGAUCGAAAAGGAUGAGGACACGUUCACGUUCGACGCCGAGCGCCACGAGAUCUACACGAUCGCCGGCGUCCUCAAGCUCUACCUUCGCCAGCUGCCCCAGGCGCUCUUCCCCUUCCCGCUAGUCGAGCGAGUCAAGGCUGGAGGAAGCAGCAGAGGCUGGAGGAAGCAGCCCCCGACCGGCUCACAAACCCCCGGGGGUGGAUCCAGCUUCGAAGUCCAGCCAUCGCCCGCCUCCUACAUCUUCCAGCCAUCACCUAGAAAAUCGUCGAUCCCCACAACGCCACCGAGGAUUAUCGCUACACAAUUCAUCAUGCCUAUGCCAUGGGAAACCUUCAUACCCCUCGGUCUUUUGACUGUGAUGUUUGGAGCUUCCGGAACCCUUCUGAACGCCGCUCGCAGAUUUCAAAAUGAUGGAAAGCCUCCGGAUUACUGUCUCGACAAGUGGGAUGAAAUGAUGCAAGAGAGAAACCAGCGAUUGACAGGCAGCCUUCGUGGCCAAUGUGCGGAGGAAAAAGCUCCCCUCACAUUUCAAACGAGUUCUGCCUGGCCAGUGGAAAAGGUCGCAUGA